UUCUCUUCAUCUUGAUGAAUUUGUGAUCUACUUGUAUAGUUCAAGUGGGGGAAAAGAGAAGAUACAAAGUGCUUUAGGUUAAGGUGCAAAUUAUGCGCAAUUAACAACAGUGUAAAUGAUUACAAGAAAAAGGUUACUUCACAAAAAGAAUUGUGCUGCCUGGUCUGUUUUGUGCUAUGUUCUGUUCUCCUUGUUUUGAGAGAAGCAAAUGAUAAAGCAGAAGGGGUUUCAUUCCAAAUCCUUCCUGACAGAGCAUCCAGGUUUCACAUCUGCAGAUAAAGGCUAAGCUUUACAGUGCCUCAUUUGGGAUAUGCAUGUCCUGAAAGCCGAAUGAACCAAACGAAGAGGAUCUACCCUAGUCAGCUCUCAAUCUAUGCUGUCCAGAGCAAACAGGUCAGGAAAACAUUAUUUGUCUGAAUUCCUAGUGUUGCUGAUCAUUGAAAAGAAGCAGAUGUUACUCAAAUCAGGAAAAUAAUUUCUGAUUCUUGCAGCAGUUUAGAGGACUUUGCCAUUACUGGGACUUUUCCUCAAUUUCCUUACUUCAUUUUCACCUCUGAGUUUGUGGAUGAAGAAGUGCUAAAAACUGUUGAAAGCUCUCAAGCAAAACUUUGCAGACUUUUUUUAUAGACUACUAGGGAAUCCUGGAUUUAAAACAUUUUUCAUCUUGCCAGUCUUGAAUACCAUUUCCAAUCCUGAAUACUGUUCCUUAACAUUCUUUCUCUCCUCCUUUCUUUAAGGGCUAUUGUAUAGAUUUUGUCAUUGCAGUGCUCUGAAAUCUGUAGAUUAUAGCUACAUCAUAGAAUUAGAGCAGACUAAGAAAUAAGAAAUAUCUUGCUAUGUUUAUUAAAAAGAAUAAUCUAAAUGAUGAGGCUUUUCUGUUAAAGGAAUGAAAGUGGAUCCAUGGGGUUUGGCAUUAACAGUGGUCACAGCCUCAAAGAAAGGUUACAUUUAAUGAAAACCUGGCAAUCUGGCAAUCAUUUCCUUAAGUAAGAAAAAGCAAUAAAAAUUAAUGUAUAUCCCAUAAUAUGACAUUAAAACCCUUUAUUAACAUCCAUUUUCUAUGGACGUAUUUAGGGAAUAUUUAAAAGACUAUUUUUAACAAGUAAAACCUUUUCAGAUUAUUUUUUUCCACCAGGCCCUGUUAAUAGAGGUUUUGAUUUAAAACGUAAGUACCAUCUGAGUAAGUUUCUGCUCUGUAGUUCUGCUUCUGAAGUGGGUGGCAUUUAGGGACAUAAUAAUACCUAAUUUUAUAUCCGUGUCCUAUGAUUCUUUCUCAGGAGCAAAUCAUAUCCUAUAGGAUUAUUUACAGCUGGUCAGUAUUUCUCUACCAUAUUCUCCAUGUAGCAUGGAGAACACCGUGAAUUAGUUUGUUUUGACAGAAUAUGUGUUCUGGGGGGGAAAAAUCUGCAUCCAGAUUUUUUAUGCUGUCAGAUAUCAGUGAAAAGAUUUAAGUUGUGUAAGUUCUAGGAAUUUGAGUUCAUUCACCUGAUAGGCAGAUUAAAUAUUACUGUAAAAGCUCCUGCUAAGGAAUAAGGAAAUACUUCCACUGUUAAAUAAGUUACUUUUUCUUGGGCAAUACAAUUUGACCAAAAGUGAGAUCCAUGCCUCAGAGGUGUAAGGAUAAGUGGUUACGGUUGAAGAUGUGGGACAAGUGGUAAAUGAAUGCAAAACAAACUUAAAAACCUGGGACAAAGGGCAAAACUUUGCAGCUUUGCUCAAGCCACAGAAGUUCCACAUGGAAAAGAAUUUAAUCAAGAGUUUACCUAUAAUUUUGCUCCUAGUUUGUGGAUAGCUUCAUCCUUUGUAAGAAUAGAAAAGAAAAUUUACCUGUAUUUCAACAGUCACUCACCUAAGCUUGUAUUGAGUUUAGUAACUUGUGUUUAGUAGUUGAAAAAGCAAAAUCAGUAGAGGGACGCAGGUUUUGGAAUUAUCAUAGGUAUCCAGGACUCCGCUGGCUCCUGCUCUGACUGCAGGCUCUUCCAGACACAGGCCAGGGAUUUUUUUUCCCAUGUUUGAUAAUCUCCCUGUGCACUUACGAGAAGCCUCCAAACAAGCAUUAAAUUUUUUAGAGUUGAGCACAGUUCUGAAGCAAUCUUCUAGACUGAUGAAAAUAAUAACAACAAAAAUAAUAGUAAUAUAAAAAGAGAAGCAAUGGGAAGGAAGGAAGGAAUGGGACUGGAGAGCUUUUAGGAUCAUUGUGAUAACUACGGAUGUAAGAGGGCAUUUACAGCGAGCAAAUGUAGAAGUGUCUAAAUCAAAUUUGGGGACCUAUAUAAUUGAUUACUGAAGUGAAGAUUCUUGGGAUCUAUGUGGUGAAUGGGUAUAUCAGUCAGGAACUGUUCAAGCUAAACCAGUGAGAAUAUUGAUGGAAGUAGUCUGGAAACAUCCUUCAGCUCCAUGUGAAAGAAUAGAGAAUCAGCUACUGAAUGCUUCGCUGUAAGAACCAGUAACCUCCUUAUAAUGCAAACAGUAACAUCUGAUGUUAUGUUUGUCUAAGGAGAGUUGUGAGCGAUUAGCAGCCCCAAAGAACACAUAGGGAAUCUGUAAGGAUCAGCUGAGCUACACACAAGAUACCGGUUCAGUACAACACAUUAGGUCCUUAAAAAUCUGGUGGUAUAAAAAAAAUGAAAGCAAGCAGGAUGGAGAAUUUCACGUUUAAUUGAACUGUUAAAAGCAUCACUUUGGCUGUGACUUCAGUUAAUAACUCAUUAAUUCAUAACUGAAUUGUCUUUGGAUAAUCUCAAGGUUAUUUUUUUGUUUGUUUGUUGCAGGAUUCAUAGCAAGAGUUCUGAUUUUCUUAUAUAGUCUACAGCAUCUACGUACAUCGUCUUCUGCCAUGAAGCUGUUUAAAUUACAGACUCUAAAAUCCUUGUGGACCCUGAAGCCUCCUCAUAGGACUUUCCAUGGACACCCCAGGCUGCUUGCCUCUGAUGUAUAUUCACAGUACAAGUCUGUCAGGCGGGGUGAACAGGAGAUACCAAAGUACUUUAACUUUGCAAGUGAUGUGCUGGACAAAUGGUCUGAGAUUGAAAAGGCUGGAAAGAGACCAUCAAACCCUGCCUUGUGGUGGGUAAAUGGAGAAGGAGAAGAAGUGAAGUGGAGCUUUGAGGAGCUGGGGUUCCUGUCUCGGAAAGUGGCCAAUGGGCUGACUAAAGUAUGUGGACUGCAGAAGGGGGACAGAAUUCUUGUGAUCCUGCCACGCAUCCCAGAAUGGUGGCUGGUGGUUGUGGCUUGCAUGCGAGCAGGAACAUCCCAAUUAUCAGCCAAAGACAUGUUAUAUCGACUCCAGGCAUCAAAGGCCAAGUGCAUCAUUACUGAUGACACACUGGCUCCGGCUGUGGACUCAGUGGCAUCUCAGUGUCAGUCUCUGAAAACCAAGCUAAUGGUGUCCAAAGGCAGAAGGGAGGGGUGGCUGAACUUCACUCACCUGUACAAACACCAAUCUGCUGACCAUUCCUGCGUCAAAACAAGGAUUCAAGACUCAGUGAGUUUCUACUUUACCAGUGGAACCACAGGUUCUCCAAAGAUGACUGAACAUUCCCAGGGUAGUCUUGGUUUCAGACCCCUUUUAAGUGAAAGGUACUGGUUGGAUUUGACUCCCUCAGACAUGAUAUGGAGCACAGCAGACACAGGUUGGGUACUAGCUUCACUGACAUCUGUUUUUGAUCCCUGGGUUUUUGGAUCAUGCAUCUUUAUACAUAAGCUACCACGGAUUGAAUCAGCAACCAUCCUAAAUACUCUCUGCAGAUUCCCCAUUGACGUGCUGGUUGGUGCUCCAACAUUGUUCCGCAUGCUGGUGCAAAGUGAUCUUUCCAACUACAAGUUCAUGAACCUGAAGCACUGCAUGAGUGGAGGAGAGCCACUCAACCCAGAAGUCAUGGAGCAGUGGAAAAGCAAGACUGGGCUGGACAUCCAUGAAAUAUAUGGCCAGACUGAAACGGGAAUAAUCUGCUGUGUUUCUAAAGGAAUGAAGAUUAAACCUGGAUCAAUGGGGAAGGCAGUUCCCCUUUAUGAUGUUCAGAUCAUAGAUAAAAAUGCUAAUAUUCUGCCUCCAGGCCAACAGGGGGAAAUUGCUGUCAGAAGCAAACCUGUAAGACCACUUGGUUUCUUCGCUGGAUAUGUAGAUAACCCUAAGAAAACUGCAGAAACUGAACGUGGGGAUUUUUACGUCACUGGAGACAGAGGGACUGUGGAUGAAGAUGGAUAUUUUCAGUAUAUUGGAAGAGACGAUGACAUCAUCAUUUCUUCAGGAUAUCGCAUUGGGCCAUUUGAAGUAGAGAGUGCCCUGAUAGAGCACCCAGCAGUAGCAGAAACAGCUGUUGUCAGCAGCCCAGAUCCCCUCCGAGGAGAGGUUGUGAAAGCAUUUGUGGUCCUGUCCCCAACCUUUUCAUCCAGUGACCUGGAGAGCUUAGCAUGUGACUUACAGGAGCACGUCAAGAAAACUACUGCUCCGUAUAAAUACCCUAGAAAGGUGGAAUUUGUCCAAGAGCUGCCAAAGACAAACACUGGGAAGAUCAAGAGGCACGAAUUAAGAAACAAAGAGUGGGGACGGAUGUAAUACUGUUUGGAAUUUAACAGAACUUCUUUCACUCCAUUAACACCAUAUAAAUUUCUCUAUAUAACUGCCCUCCUUCUGAUCUGUUUUUGUUAAAUGCCUGUGCAUCAAAAACUAUAGGUAACACCAAGAUGUGAUGUUUGUACCUGCUUGCAAAGCAUCUAAUGUCAGUACCAUAGUUGCAGUUACUGAAGCCCUGCUGGGAAAGGGAACAAAAUAUACACUCCAUUCUAGUCUGAAUGCCCACAGGUUCACCAGAAUUUGGCUGGUGACCCAUCUCUUUUAGAUGGUAUCCAAGAUCAGUGAGGAGAUACUGCUGAUGUUGAUUUUCUAAGCUCCAAGCUGGAGAAAAGGCAUGCAUGGAUUUGAGUGGUUCAAAUGCUAUGUCCUUAAAUGCAGCAUGUUUAAACUCAGCACAGCCCUCCUAUAAUCAACUGAAGAUGGAAAGACUUCUCUUUAUUGAUACCACCAUAUGACCUCCAUAAACCUUUCUUGUUUGACAUAUGUGUUGAUGACAGGCAGUGCCAGCUUCUCCCAUGCUUUAUCCACAAAUAUUCUGUUGUACAAAGUAGCUUUGUUGCUCACCCCCUGUUCUGAUCUUCACACACAAUAGACAGAACUCCUGUACCACUUCUGGUGGUCUUUAAAAUGAAGUAUGCUGUUGGGCAGGUGACCCCAUUUGUAGAACAGACCGUGGUUCUUUGCCAUAGUAGACACUUGCUAUAGGACCAGUCUAUUUCUGCAGCCACUUAAAGGUGAAACCAGAAAAAACUCCCUUGACCUGGUUUGGAUGGUCACACCUGUUUAACAUUUCACUCUUAGCUUUAUGAAGCAGCAUGUACUGGAGUGUACACACACUUACUUCUUACAGUUGCACAUGGAAUAGUGGGCCAAACUUUAAGGCUGUAUCUGUUCUUAGCUGUUCAUCCUCAGGGUUUUUUUUAAUUUUGUGUACUCAAAAAAGAUUUCAUUUUCUGGCAUGAAUUUUCAUUAUUUGAUAGAAACAUCUCCAGCCUUGGAGUCCCCUUCUGUUCAUUAAAUAAGAAGAAAUUGCUGGAGAACAAUAGCAUCUUCAGGCAGGAAAGAAGGUCUCUUACAGCUCUGUCUCACUGCCUGUAGUUCUGUGUCUAUAGCAGCUGUGAAGUGAGAUUUGGAGAAUUUUAAUUCUGAGAAAGUAAAAUAUUUCAUUUCUUAAGAGUAAACACUUUGCUUAUGUCAGUGCAACAAUUUCUGUACUAGCAACUGCUGAAAUGAAAGCAAUUGUCAAUAAAUGUGUUUACUUCA
This is a messenger RNA of Falco peregrinus (peregrine falcon), 5839 nucleotides long. RefSeq names its product acyl-coenzyme A synthetase ACSM4, mitochondrial-like. The transcript has 13 exons. The record is from RefSeq and is a predicted model, not a curated record. Bases 2837 to 4558 code for a protein of 573 amino acids. Lineage: Eukaryota; Metazoa; Chordata; Aves; Falconiformes; Falconidae. Gene Ontology annotation, cellular component: mitochondrial matrix. Gene Ontology annotation, molecular function: fatty-acyl-CoA synthase activity; fatty acid ligase activity. Gene Ontology annotation, biological process: acyl-CoA metabolic process; fatty acid biosynthetic process.